Piliocolobus tephrosceles (Ugandan red Colobus) is the source of this 1368-nucleotide messenger RNA. RefSeq names its product serine/threonine-protein phosphatase 2A 55 kDa regulatory subunit B delta isoform-like. Lineage: Eukaryota; Metazoa; Chordata; Mammalia; Primates; Cercopithecidae. Gene Ontology annotation, cellular component: protein phosphatase type 2A complex. The coding region runs from base 826 to 1230 and encodes 134 amino acids. The record is from RefSeq and is a predicted model, not a curated record. The transcript has 2 exons. Gene Ontology annotation, molecular function: protein phosphatase regulator activity; protein binding.
UUAGAGUGGUGUUUCAUCACCCAUCCGAGCAGCAGCUUCCAGUUAGAACUUGCAUUCUUCUGUGGCUGUGCACGGUCUGGGCGGCCCCAGCCCUCCUCAUAUGGGCCCCUUUCCAGCCAGCAGCCGGGAGCAGGGGGCUUGCUUCAUCUGCAGCCUCUCCAGGGUCCCUGCCGUCCUCCCUCUGCUGUCCAGCAGCUUGAGCUGGGGUUCCAUGUCAUAUGCUGGUUUUCUUAGUUGUUUCAGCUUACAGGGUGAAACGGGGCCUGCUGGUCUGAGUUGACCCACAGCUGAAUUCUGCCCUUCCUUGUUUUUUUCAGUCGAAGAAUUUCUGUAUAGGGCAGCCCGCGAUGUUGGAUCUGCUCUAACUACACGGAAUAAACUCUUCAUGUCAGGAAGAGCAACAUCUUUUGGAAUAGGGUGGUUUUCUUGCAUUUGUAGUUCUGUAUGGGAGUGUGGGAUUUUGCACAGAUGGUGCUAGCUUGCUCUUCCUAUUUAUAUGAUUAAGUAUGUACUAUCUUGCUAUUAAGGGCUUUCUGUAUAACAAUAAUAGCAGCAAGAUGAAAGCAGUGUUCGCGUGUCGGGGUCUCCCCUGGGCCGGGGCAUUGCUGCCGUCUGAGUGUGCUCAUCCCAAUCCUCUUACCAGGUGCUCCUUUGGAAUUCAGGAUGUGUAAUCGGCCUUCUUAAUAGCUAAUCCCCUAAACCUCACCCUGCCGAUUAUUUGGCGUCCUAUUUCACGUGACCGAAUGUAACUAAUUAAAACCAGCUGAGCCGAGCACUGUGCCUUAACCACACCUUCCAGACAUCGUAGACAUCAAGCCUGCUAACAUGGAGGAGCUGACCGAAGUCAUCACCGCAGCCGAGUUCCACCCACACCAGUGCAACGUGUUCGUCUACAGCAGCAGCAAAGGGACCAUCCGACUGUGCGACAUGCGCUCCUCGGCCCUGUGCGACAGACACUCCAAGUUUUUUGAAGAGCCUGAAGAUCCCAGCAGUAGGUCCUUCUUCUCAGAAAUAAUUUCAUCCAUAUCUGAUGUAAAAUUCAGUCAUAGUGGGCGGUACAUGAUGACCAGAGACUACCUGUCGGUGAAGGUGUGGGACCUCAACAUGGAGAGCAGGCCGGUGGAGACCCACCAAGUCCACGAGUACCUGCGCAGCAAGCUCUGCUCCCUCUAUGAGAACGACUGCAUCUUUGACAAGUUUGAGUGUUGCUGGAACGGUUCGGAUAGGUAAGGCCUGCGUGGAGAUGAGCCGUCGCCCCAAGCUUGCUGGUUUCCCAGAGUGCAAGGUCAGUGAGGGAGGCGGGCGCCAGAGGAGGACGCUCAUAGGUGGUGCUUUCCAGGCCUUUUGAUUGAUGGAUGAUAGUAUCAA